Molecule: messenger RNA, 1965 nt
Organism: Pedinophyceae sp. YPF-701
Lineage: Eukaryota; Viridiplantae; Chlorophyta; Pedinophyceae
Source: the annotation of a GenBank genome assembly
AUGCACGGCGCGCGGAUGUCGCUGCGACGCCUGUCGAGGGGCGACGUAGUCACCUCAUUGGUCACAUGUGCCUCCCUUGCGCCGCACGAAUCGGCCUUUGCGAGUGCUCGCGGCAUCGCCUGGACUGCAGUGCCGUGCAGCAAGCCAAGGGAGACCCUGCCGACCCCACCCACUCCUGCAGAUGUUGAACAUGGUCUUCCUGCGUACGACACUCCGGAUGUGCCUGUAGUGGCUGACAUUGUUCACAAGCGCGGUCAGGACGUGCUGAACGACCCGCUUUUCAAUCGUGGCACCGCGUUUUUGCCAUGCGAGCGCGAGCGCCUGGGUCUGCGGGGGCUGCUGCCUCCGAAGCAAAGUUCUUUAGACUCCCAGGUUGCGCGCUUCCUCGAACUUUACCACCACGGUGCUGAGAAGAAGGCGCCCCCGCCCGAUGCAUCCAUCACCGUGCAAGCCAUCCGCAAGUGGCUCACGCUGUCAUCGCUGCAGGACAGGAACGAGACGCUCUUCUACCGGGUGCUGAUCGACCGCUUUGAGGAGAUGGCACCCAUCGUGUACACGCCGACAGUUGGAUGGGCAUGCAUCAACUACUCGACCCUGUACCGCCGUCCGCGUGGGAUGUUCUUCACCGCGAGGGAUCGCGGGCAGAUGGCGUCCAUGCUGUUCAACUGGCAGCAGAUGGACGUGGAUGCUAUCGUGGUCACCGACGGGUCCCGCAUCCUGGGCCUGGGCGACCUGGGCGUCAACGGCUUGGGAAUCCCCAUCGGAAAACUGGAUCUGUAUGUCGCGGCGGCGGGAUUCCACCCCCAUCGUGUGCUGCCAUGCGUCAUCGACGUCGGGACGGACAACGAGUCUUUGUUGGCCGACCCGGCGUACAUGGGGUUGCACCAGCGCCGUCUGAAGGGCCCCGAAUAUCUCGAAGUCGUGGACGAGUUUGUGCGGGCCGUGACCAGCCGGUGGCCUCGUGCAGUGCUGCAGUUUGAAGAUUUCUCCACCGACGUGGCCAGCAUGCUGCUGGAGCGCUACAGGAGCCACCACCUCGUUUUCAACGACGACAUCCAGGGCACAGCAGCGACUGCGUUGGCGGGGAUUUACGGCGGCCUACGCGUCCUGGACCAGCCGGCGUCCGACAUCGUGAAUCAGCGCAUCGUGUGCGCUGGCGCAGGAAGUGCGGGAAUGGGCGUGCUGAACAUGGUGGUGCAGGCGAUGAUGCGCCAUGGCAUGUCCGAAGAGGACGCUCGGCGCAACAUCUGGGUGCUGGACAAGGACGGCCUGGUCACCGUCGACCGAGGCGGGGUCGCCCCGCACGUGCGCGGGUUUGCCAGGAGGGAGCCGGGGAUUGGUGGCAUGAACCUGCUGGACACAGUGAGGAUGGCGAAACCGACGAUGCUCUUGGGGCUCACUGGUGCGGGUCGAGUCUUCACUCAGCAAGUGCUUGCUGCGGCUGCGGAGGGUUGUGCGAGCCCACUGGUGUUUCCCAUGAGCAAUCCAACGUCGAAGAUGGAGUGCACCGCGGAGGAGGCAGCGGCCGCGACGCAGGGCCGCGCGAUUUUCGCUUCGGGCAGCCCGCAGGACGAUGUCGAAUACGGAGGGCGUAGAAUCGCGUCGUCACAGGCGAACAACAUGGUAAUCUUCCCUGGGCUCGCUCUGGGUGCUCACCUCGCGGGGGCGAAACUGGUCACGGACGACAUGAUCAUGGCAGCUGCCGAGGCGGUGCCGAACUUGAUCCCAACGGACGUCCUGCAGCGCGGCGGCGUGUACCCUCAUGUGCGCAACAUCCGAGAGAUCUCAAUGCAUGUGGCGCUCGCGGUGGUCAAGCAGGCCGCGGAAGAGGGGCUUGUCGAGAACAGCAAGCUCCUACGGAAGAUCGGAAUGGGCGAUGCGGCAGCGCUGGCGUAUAUCAAGCGCUCCAUGUACCACCCGUCUUACAACAAUAUCGUUUCGCUGCCCGCAGGCAUCAUGGAAUAG